AGCUCCUCGAGCACGAGAACGAGCAUGGCGCGGACGUCUGGGUCGCCGCGCGGCCGAUGCCGCCGAGACCGCUGCACCACCAGCUCGUCGGUCGGGAGAUCGUCGCCACAGAGCGUACGGACAUGCAUCUCCUCUGGAUGACGGGCCGGAUGUUCCUCAAGCCCCUCCCGCGCUUCUUACUUGAGCCUCGCUUCUGGACCAAAUAUCUCUCCUGUGGAGUGGAAUGCGGCUGCUCUCGCGACAAGGUCGGCGCCCAUGGAUGCACCCUGGAGUGCAAUCGAGAGCUUCGGAGCGUGUGCUCGGCUUCCUGUUCUCCUAUGCUGCGCUGAUAUCCCACGAGAGCAACUUCCACAUCGCCAGGGAGAAUCACUUGCUCCUACUAGAAGUAUCGUGGCCUGCGUGGAAAAUAUUUGUUGAGCAGCUGGAUACGGAGCGCAUCUACCCGCAUAUCGACCCGCGUUUCCAGCACGGCGAGCUACGUCUAAGCCGGCUAAGCAAGAUUUACCGUCUCCGGCGGAACCUGCUACACGGGUAUAUGCCGCGCUGGAACCAAUAUAGCGACUUCAUUUGCAACAACUUCGCCUUGUUAGCUAGCUCGACGGUUUACAUCGCUAUUGUGCUCACCGCGAUGCAGGUUGGGCUCGGUACCAAGCUUCGUGAUAACGAUGCCUUCUUCGCCGCGUCAUACGGCUUUACUGUCUUCUCCGUUCUGGGGCCACUUAUUGCCGCCGCACUUAUCGUCCUGGCGUUCUUCUCUGUUUUCGUAUAUAACUCAACUCUGAUGUCGGUUAAUUGCGUGGCGUACAUUAAUCACGUUCUUUCUCUUGGAUGGCAACACAGGGUUCGACUCCGGAUUAGGCCACGCGAACAGGCGAGUAGCCCUUGGUUGUUCAAUGUCUCGCCAUGGUCCCGCAAAG
Messenger RNA from Ilyonectria robusta, 917 nucleotides. RefSeq lists its product as uncharacterized. The record is from RefSeq and is a predicted model, not a curated record. The annotation marks the transcript as partial. The transcript has a single exon. NCBI's taxonomy places the organism in Eukaryota, Fungi, Ascomycota, Sordariomycetes, Hypocreales, Nectriaceae.